AUGUUGUCUUAUAACUGGCCAGGCUUAAUUUUCCUGGCUCUUUUAUGGCAGGUUUCUUUGGGCACAAAAGUGUUAAAAUUCACCAAUGUCAAGUGCAUGGACUUGCCCACCUCAAGGGGCUUCACGAAAUAUGAAUAUUGCCGCCUGAAGGUGGUCCAUAGAAAUCAGGUGGAACUUUCCCUGAAGGUCAGCCUCAGGCAGCUUCCCAUUCGCAAUUUAACGGCGAGAUUGCAAUGCUUUCAAAGACGCGACGGCUAUCGUCCUUUUAUGUACAACAUUUUAUUUGAUUUCUGCAAAUUAAUGGCCAGCACGAAUUACCAAUUAUCCUUUGAACGAUUUAUUUUCGAUGCCAUCAGAAAACAGAGCAACUUUAAUCAAACUUGUCCUUGGAAAGAGAACCACAUGACGGUGGACAAGUUCGCUCUGGAUUUCAGCAAGAUCAAUAUGCCAGUGCCAGCGGGUACAUAUCGCUUGGAUUUCACCUUUUACGCCUACGGCAUUGCCCGUACAUUGACACAGGUGUUUUUCGAGAAGGGUGAAUAAUAAGACACAACGUCACAGAAUUGGUUUCUUAAUUUUAUUUCGUUCACAAAGCGACCUAGAUUGCAUAAGUUGAGAAAA
This is a messenger RNA of Drosophila serrata, 621 nucleotides long. RefSeq lists its product as uncharacterized. Lineage: Eukaryota; Metazoa; Arthropoda; Insecta; Diptera; Drosophilidae. The record is from RefSeq and is a predicted model, not a curated record.